Messenger RNA from Rattus norvegicus (Norway rat), 1997 nucleotides. It is a transcript of the gene Pctp, whose product is annotated as phosphatidylcholine transfer protein. Gene Ontology annotation, molecular function: phosphatidylcholine intramembrane carrier activity; lipid binding; phosphatidylcholine binding. Gene Ontology annotation, biological process: lipid metabolic process; phospholipid transport; lipid translocation. The record is from RefSeq and is a predicted model, not a curated record. Gene Ontology annotation, cellular component: cytosol. NCBI's taxonomy places the organism in Eukaryota, Metazoa, Chordata, Mammalia, Rodentia, Muridae.
ACCGAACCUUACCUUUCUCAGCCAGAAGCGGACUGAGACAGCUGCGAGCGCCGGCCAACAGCAAGGCCGAGAGUGGGAUGCAAAUCAGCACGCUAGGGACCGUACACAAAGUACUCAGCAAGACUUACAGACCAUUAAGGGACCGGAGACAAUUUGGGAAUCCCACCCUUUAGCUCUUGCUACCUCGGAACUCAACAUGGAGACGAGGUUGCUCUCAACCUCUGUGAAGAGCUCCACGGGCUUCUUUCCCUCUCGGUGCUGGCAUUAAACAAAGGCUGCAUUCUGCACUGCGACAGUAUACACAGCGUACGUCAGUACCUGGCAGAAAAGAGGUAGAUAGCUAUCUACUCACCGACGGCUACUUAGUCUCCGGGGAGCACACCGUGGGAACUGAGACGAUCGUCAACUGGACUUUACGAGUAUAAAGUGUUUGGAGUCCUGGAAAGUUGCAUACCAUCUCUACUCGCAGACGUUUACAUGGACUUAGACUACAGGAAAAAAUGGGACCAGUACGUGAAAGAACUCUAUGAGAAGUCGUUUGACGGACAGAUGGUGGCGUACUGGGAAGUGAAGUACCCUUUCCCUCUGUCCAACAGAGAUUAUGUCUACACCCGCCAGCGGCGAGACCUGGAUGUGGACGGGAGGAAGAUCUACGUGGUCCUGGCCCAGAAUAUCUCUGUACCUCAGUUUCCGGAGAAGUCUGGGGUAAUCCGAGUGAAGCAGUACAAGCAGAGCCUGGCGAUCGAGAGCGAUGGCAAGAAGGGGAGCAGAGUUUUCAUGUACUACUUUGAUAACCCGGGUGGCCAAAUUCCGUCCUGGCUCAUUAACUGGGCAGCCAAGAAUGGAGUUCCAAGCUUUUUGAAAGACAUGGUGAAAGCGUGUCAGAACUACCACAAGAAAACCUAAGGAGGAGACCGGGACCCCGGCAUCCAUGAAAGACACCUCUGGAUGUGCUACACCAACUGAAGCUCGCCCUUCUGUUCCCACCUUCAAAGCGCUACACACCCCCAAGGCAUGCUUGCCUCUGUCCGGCUCCAUCACUGACUUCUUUCCCACUGGUCAUAGUCAGAGCCUACUACCUUCUUCCACUGUCGAAUGGGGGGUCCCAUACUUGUGUAUGUUUCAUUAGGAAAAUCCUUAGUGGGGAAAAAGAGCUAUUCUGUUGUGCCAUUUUUGGGGGGAUGAGUGAGAAGAGGAAGGGUGGCAAGAUAUAAGAGUGGCCCUUCCUGGAAAGCAGGCUCACUUCAGCAUUCUCUCUUGCAACUAGAAGUGGCUUUUGGUCCACAGUUGACCUUCUAGGUUCGAAUCCCACAGUGAUGCCUGUUCUCUUGAUGCCUCGCUGACUCAGGCUGGGAUUUGAGGUGACAAGCAAGUGUGGCUGUGUUUCUACUUGGGCAUGAUCAGUAGUUGCUGUGGUAUCAGACCACACUGAGGAGUGUCCCAGGCCUGACUGAGCACAUGCUGAGAUGAGCAAGGUUUCCUAAUUGUCAACAUCUGGAUCUUUUUCCUUUCCCAUAAUCCACUGAGAAAACGCUGUCUAUACCUCUUGAGCAGUGCAUUUCACUGCAAGCCCCAGGUUUCCGAGACAGCGUGUGUGUAGUACGCUGACUGUAUCUUACUAAAGUGACUUCCCCUUCUAGAGCGUUUGGAGAUGUUGAAGGGACAAUAAUGGUUUACAACGGAGUGAAAUUGACGUAGUGAUUUGGUGUGCUCUUCACCUUUUUCUCAGGAAUUCUACCUCUUCAGAACAGGGACUCUCAGAACCCUGCGUCUGAUCCUCAAUUUUUGUAGGAAAAUAGAUUCAGUGGCCAAGACACAGCCUUAAUGAUCUCAGGGAAAAGUUGUAGUCAAUCACUCUGUGCAAACCUUGACUAAAGGAUAUGGAAACUCAAGAUGCAAAGACAGAGGAAAGGAUCUGUUUGAGUGGGAUUUCUUAGAGUGUGUGUUCUUUCUGGGAAGAAAGUUGUGUUCCAUGAAUAAACACAGUGACUUAUGUU